AUAGAUAAUACGAAACGUGAAUAUGUCUAUUAUUCCUUACCACUUCCAUCCGGAUUAAAAUUGUCAUCGGAUAGUAUUGCCAUCCUUAAGAAAAAAUUAACGAUGCUUGAACAGGAUUAUAUGAAUCGUAAGAAUGAAGUAGAAGCAAUGUUGACAACUGUCAAAAAUCUUUAUGAUGAAUUAAACACUCCUUCAGAAGAAAGAAUAAAUUUAAUUUGUUCACUUGAUGAAGACUAUUUUAAUAAGUUAUCCUUGGAACUUAAACGUUUACGAGACAUCAUGCAUGUUGUUGUUGAAAAAGCUAUUGAAGAAUACACUGUUCAAUUGGGCUCCCUCUGGGAUAAAUGUCUGGUUCCGCAAUAUGAACGAGAUGAUUUCUUUGAAAACGUACACAAAAUUGACUCUGCUGAGGAAGUUUAUGAACUUCUUGCACAAGAAACGACGCGUUUGGAAGAACUUCAUGUUAAAUGUUCCAAGAUCUUUAAAUGGAUGUUGGAGAGACGUCAAUUGAUUGAGAAAAUGAUUGAAUUUGAGAAAACGGCAUCUGAUCCACGUCGUCUAUUCCAAAGCUCUUUCCGAUUAUUGGAAGAAGAGAAAUGGCGAAAAUCGUGUUGGCCUAAUUUGGUGAAAAUUGAAGAUAAUUUGAUUAAUGCAUGCAUCGCUUAUGAAGAAGCCGAGAGAAAACCUUUUAUGUAUGAAAGUAUGCGAUACUUGGAUACGCUGCAAGCGGAAAUUUCAGAACGCACCGUCAAUCAAAUGUUCUUUGGCUUUGAAAAAGAUGCUGCUAAAGGUUCAAUCCAAAAACAGGCCAAAGAUAACAAGAACACAACAACAAAACGUAAGGAGAGUAAGGAGAAUAAAUCAACACCAAAAAUUCCACAAAGCCGAUCAGUAUCGCCGGCUGCAUCCGUAAACGGUGAUCAAAGUCUAUCACAUAACAGUCAAUUAAUGCAACCUCCAGUAUCACCUACAUCCAUUAAUGGUUCCCGGACGCGUAAUAGUCAAAAACUUUCUCCUAGCAACUCAGUACCACUUUCAAAUUCUGAAAAUUUACCCAACAGAUCACGAAGAAGUAGCAAGGCUAUAAGUCGUUCCGUUUCUCCUGCAAAGUCUACCACAUCAUCACGUGCAACAUCACGUGCAACAUCACGUACAACAUCACCAGAGAGAAGGUUAACCCGAAAACGAAGCACAAAUAACAUAAGUUUGACUCCACCUUUAAGUCCAACUCAUCGCGUGUCGAGCUCAGAUAAUUCAACGCUUCAUCCUGAAACUGCUGCUCAAAAGACGAAUAAACAUGAUGAUAAUAAGAAUUUGACUGCUUCUCGUCGGUCAUCACUCUUUCUCGGUAAGGGUAACGCUACAUCAAAACGUAGCAAUAGUAUUUCUAGUACAUCAAGUGAAUCAUCAUCUGUUUCAUCCAUUGCUGCACCCUCCACACCAACUACUCCUGCACCACCCUCAACUUCAUCUUAUAUUGUCAAUGGACAUUUAAGUGUACCCGUUACAUCAAAAACUAAAAAAGAAACUGAUAAAAAUACUAUGAUUAAAAUAACAAUAGAUAACGAAGAUAACAAAAGUAAUGUAUCUUUAAUACCAGCCAAAGCAACAAAAUCUACAACACCUAAUACUGCAAGAAAAACAAAUAAAGAUAUAGCAAAGGCUAGGCCUCGGAGUGUUGUUGGGCAAUGA
Messenger RNA from Racocetra persica, 1692 nucleotides. Lineage: Eukaryota; Fungi; Glomeromycota; Glomeromycetes; Diversisporales; Gigasporaceae. The record is from the annotation of a GenBank genome assembly.